AUGGGACCCCGGCGAGUACACACGAAGUCCCGAACGGGGUGUCAGUCGUGCAAGUUACGCAAAGUAAAGUGUGAUGAGACAAAGCCAAAAUGCAAGAACUGCAUUCGCCAUGGAGUUGAGUGCGAUUACAAUUCUCUACCCCCUGCAGCAAGGACUCCAACUCCGCGCCCUCAUACUGGACUUAGCCCCUUCAUUAGCGAGGCUGCCAGACAGAAUUGUGAUGCCAACGCCCCAUCCAUGGGCAUGGCGGAAAUGGCCCUGCUGCAUCAUUAUAGCAUCUCGACUUGCUAUACGAUUUCACGACACCCGGUUUUGCAAACCGUAUGGCAAACCACGGUUCCCGCAUUUGGCUUCUCUUACCAGUUUGUUUUCCGCGGGAUUCUGGCGCUGGCAGCGUUACAUCUGGCCCAUCUGAAGCCGGAACUUGAAGACCAGUACGUCGAUGCGGCGGAAUUCCACCAUAAUUUAGCGCUCCAGAUGGUUUCGGGCACCAUCCUUCAAAUCAAUGCGGAGAAUGGUCCAGCGGUUUAUCUCUUUUCCACAAUCACUUCUAUCAUCGGCUGUGCUCUACCGCGGAAACGCCAUGACUUAUCGGUCAGUACCGAUCGAAUCAUACAAUGGCUAUCCUUGUUUCGAGGCACGGUGUCCAUUAUAGCCUCUGUGAACGAAGCGCUUAAAUCUAGUCCUCUUGCGCCCAUGUUCACAUUGGGACGACGAAGAAGCCUUGCUUGGGAAGCUAGGUCAACCGCCAAUCAGACAUUCCUCAUCAACUUGCGGCGACUCAUACAAGAGGCAGUUGAGGACCCGAUCGAGUUGAAGUGCUACAUAGAUGCCGUGGAUAACUUGGGCAAAUCAUUUGGGACAAUAUUCGAGGUCGGUCCUCAGAAUUGCGAGACAGCCGACAUCUUCAUCUGGCUGCUCCGCAUUACCGACCAGUUCUUGGAUAAAUUGCAGCAGCGAACUCCUGAAGCCUUGGUGAUAUUUGGAUACUACUGUGUCAUUCUCAAAGAGCUUGAGUGGGCGUGGUGGAUGCAAGGCUUUAGUAUCCAUGUGAUCCGUGCGAUACAUCACCAUUUGGGUGAGGAGCAUCGCUGCUGGCUGCAGUGGCCUAUGCAACAGCUCGGCUGGGUUCCUUGA
Messenger RNA from Aspergillus calidoustus, 1137 nucleotides. The record is from the annotation of a GenBank genome assembly. NCBI's taxonomy places the organism in Eukaryota, Fungi, Ascomycota, Eurotiomycetes, Eurotiales, Aspergillaceae.